Molecule: messenger RNA, 2558 nt
Organism: Frankliniella occidentalis (western flower thrips)
Lineage: Eukaryota; Metazoa; Arthropoda; Insecta; Thysanoptera; Thripidae
Product: hexokinase-2
Biological process (GO): glucose 6-phosphate metabolic process; intracellular glucose homeostasis; glycolytic process
Cellular component (GO): cytosol; mitochondrion
Molecular function (GO): glucokinase activity; D-glucose binding; fructokinase activity
Source: RefSeq, a predicted model, not a curated record
GUGGAGGAGGUCGUGGACGGGCUGCGGCUGGACGCCGACGCGGUGCUCCGGGUGCGGGGGGUGUUUGAGCAGGAGAUGGAGGCCGGCCGCCUGGACCAGCCUUCCUCGCUGCAGAUGGAGAACACCUUCAUACCUGAGCUCCUAGACGGCACAGAAAAUGGCUCCUUCAUGGCGCUGGACCUGGGCGGCACCAACUUCCGCGUCAUGAACCUGGUGCUCAAGGACGGGCGCCUGGUGGACGAGAACAUCGCCUUCUACCACGUCGACGACCACCUUCGCAUCGGCUGCGGCUACCGCCUCUUCGACUUCCUGGCCGAGUGCAUCGCCGACUUCGUGCACAAGCAAGGCCUGGGCUCCGGCCGGCUACCGCUCGGCUUCACCUUCUCCUUCCCGAUGACGCAGAGCAGCCUGGACGACGGCAAGCUCGUCACCUGGACCAAGUCGUUCAACUGCCCCAACGUGGUGGGCAUGAACGCGGUGCAGCUGCUGCGCGACGCGCUCGCCAAGCGCGGGGACGUCAACGUGGACGUGAUGGCGGUGCUGAACGACACGGCAGGCACGCUCGUCAAGGGCUCGUACCUGGACCGCGACUGCGCCAUCGGCCUCAUCCUGGGCACCGGCAGCAACGCCUGCUUCCUGGAGCACGCCCACCUGGCCAAGAACAACUCGCACCUGACGCACGGCGAGAAGGACGUCAUUGUGGACAUCGAGUGGGGCGCGUUUGGCGACAACGGCUCCCUCGACUUCAUCCGCACCGAGUUCGACGACUCGGUGGACGAGGUGUCCGUCAUCCCCGGCUCCUUCACGUUCGAGAAGUACAUCGGCGGCAAGUACCUGGGCGAGCUGGUGCGGCGGGCGCUGGUGCGGCUGGUCGGAGACGGGCUGCUGUUCAGCGGCACGUCCUCCGCCGAGCUCAACACGACCUGGGCCUUCACCACGAGCAUGGUGUCGCACAUCGAGCAGGACAACCUGGACGGGCUGCACCGCAACACACGCGAGAUCCUGGACAGCUUCAACCUCAACUUUGACGCCGACGACGUGCUCAUCGUGCAGUGGGUGUGCCAGCUCGCCUCCAACCGGGCGGCGCUGCUCGUCUCCACAUGCCUGGCCGUCCUUCUGGAUCGCAUGGAGAGGCCCACCGCCACCAUCGCCGUGGACGGGUCCGUGUACCAGAAGCACCCACGGUUCAAGGCCCUCCUGGAGAAGUACACCAGCAUGCUCGCCCCGAAGAGAAAGAGAAAGUUCCUGCUCGCCGAGGACGGCAGCGGCAAGGGCGCGGGUCUGGUGGCGGCCAUCGCGGAGAAGCUACGGCUGCGGAACAACAACAGCUCCCUGUGAAGGAGAAGAGGAAGAAGAAGAAGUGGAGCGACUGCGAGGAGAAAGAGGACCUGAAGGCGAGAAACCUUACCGUCACCGCAGUGGAGGGGGAGGAUCGACGCUGACGCCCGAUGAUGACCGCCCCCGUAGCGCUGCUGGACCAACGGGGCCCAACACGCGCCUGCGCGCACGGACCUCGCCAUAAGACAUUCCAGAGAGUCACACCGCUGUUUGGACCGACCCUCCCCCCAACCCCCCCAAUCUCCCCGUUCCUGCCGCAGAUGGCGCGCACACUGCUAGUCACUCGUAUGUAAACCACCCCACGCCUCUGCGUGCUACCCCCCUCCCCCUCAAAAAACAACAACAAAACAAACAAAGACGUCACAGGAUGUAUGUCGUAUUGACGUCGAUAUGACUUUAAAAAUUGGUCCACGAAAUGAGUCAAAAAUUUUAAGAGGCUGAAAACUGUUCACUUGUGUUUACUAUGGGAAAUAGCCCCGGGGGAGGACGCCAUGACUUCACUGUAAAUAGCUAUUAGUAAUUAUAGUAAUAAUGUUAAUAGUUGUGUAAGUUAAGCCUGGAGACAGACUAGGUUGAUAUUUUAGACUGUAUAUAUGGAGAGAUGCCCGGGCAGGCCCCGAGGUCCCCGUCGUACGGACGGCUGUUAUUCGAUGUGUAAAUAGUUUUUAUUAUUUUACGUGAGAUGGUAUGUUGUGUGCGUGUGUGUGCGUCUCUCUCUGUGUCUCUCUCUCUAAAAGCAAAAGAGAGAGAGAGAGAGAGAGAGUGAGGUAUGGAGAAGAGAGAGAGUAUCAUUCCCUCUCUCUUGAGUUUGUCCGGCGGGCGGGGUAUUGGAGGAUACGCUACGUUUCCUGGAAACUCUCUAAUAAUAUACCCCUCCCGUGUGUGCGACUGUCCGCUCGUGUCCCAAAACGAGAGUAUGAGCGAGCAGACUCGGGAAAAAUAACCAAAGGUGUUAGGACACCACCCUUUACGGGGGUGCGUGAGCUGUUUUUGAGUUUAAUCUCUAUUUAGAAGCACUAUGGAAUUUCCGUAAAAGAAGGUGCUAAAAGUUUGUGCCUGUAGCGGUUUAAUGCUUUCAUCUUCUCUUUAGCACCUGUUAGAGGCGUGACCCAACAUACCUUUGGCUUUUUUUUACCAGUGCUCUUCUCGCUGGGAUAGCGGCGUCAAUUUGUGAUAUGUGAUUUCGUAAAUGUCCCAAUAAAGUGCCAUACUAAAGCAAG